GCAACCAAGCUAAUUGGUAAAUUUCGUAAUUUAAUCACACAGUGCAGAAUACGUGCUGACGCGUCACACCACUUCACAUAAAUUCCGACAAAAUCGGAUUCUUUUAAGUACACGUAUGACAUAGCUGCACUCCUUCUCUCGCCUCCCAAUUGCUUCUUCUGUCUCUUUGCUUUUUCGAAGAAUCCCUCUUCCUCCGGACUGAUAAUCCCAAUUGCGUUCAAAUUCUCCAUAGAUUUGAGCCAUCUGCUUUUCCCUCGCUUUCCUGCGUCUCAUCAUAAUUUUCGAGAUUCAAUCAAUCCGUUAACGACAGAAUCAUGACUCCUGAAUACGAUUAUUUGUUCAAGCUUUUGCUAAUUGGAGAUUCUGGUGUCGGCAAAUCUUGUCUACUUCUGAGGUUUGCUGAUGAUUCAUAUCUGGAGAGCUACAUCAGUACCAUUGGAGUUGACUUUAAAAUCCGCACUGUGGAGCAGGAUGGGAAAACUAUUAAACUCCAAAUUUGGGACACAGCAGGUCAAGAACGUUUCAGGACAAUUACAAGCAGCUACUAUCGAGGAGCCCAUGGCAUUAUUGUUGUUUAUGAUGUGACAGACAUGGAGAGCUUCAACAAUGUUAAACAGUGGUUGAGUGAAAUCGAACGCUAUGCAAGUGAAAAUGUGAACAAGCUUCUUGUUGGUAACAAGAGUGACCUCACAGCAAACAAAGCUGUCUCAUAUGAAACUGCAAAGGCAUUUGCUGAUGAAAUUGGGAUCCCUUUCAUGGAAACAAGUGCUAAAAACUCCACAAACGUUGAGCAGGCUUUCAUGGCUAUGGCUGCUGAAAUCAAGAAUAGGAUGGCGAGUCAACCGGCAAUGAACAAUGCAAGGCCUCCAACUGUGCAGAUUCGAGGACAGCCUGUCAAUCAGAAGUCGUCUGGAUGCUGCUCUUCUUGAAAGUGAAAAAUGGUAUAGUGGGCUUGUGAAGUUAUCCAUAUUCUUCGUGACAUGCAAAACUAGUUUUCUUUUAAUGCCUUAGAUAAGGAGAAAAUUAUUUGUUAUGCUUUUGUUCUUAUCAGUUGUUCAAGGCUGUUAAAAAUUCCAUUCUUUUAAAUGUAAUUUGAUUUUAAGAAACAUUUGUACAGAUUAGGAAAUAUUGGUGAACACCAGUAUCUACCUUAUUCUGUUUGUCA
Messenger RNA from Manihot esculenta (cassava), 1165 nucleotides. RefSeq names its product GTP-binding protein YPTM2. NCBI's taxonomy places the organism in Eukaryota, Viridiplantae, Streptophyta, Magnoliopsida, Malpighiales, Euphorbiaceae. Bases 315 to 929 code for a protein of 204 amino acids. Gene Ontology annotation, molecular function: GTP binding; GTPase activity. The record is from RefSeq and is a predicted model, not a curated record. The transcript has 8 exons.